AUGUUUUUUGAUAUUCUCCAGCCAAAAAUAUUCUUUAUAUUUUUGUUUCUCUAUUUCCAAUUUUUAAAUUUUGUAAAUGGAAUUUUAGCGGGAGAAGAAAUUGACUGGAAUAGGAAUGGAUUUGUUGUAAAGGUUCUUGCCAGAGAAGGACCUAAUGCGCCUACAAAAAGUUGCACUGGCUCUUUAAUUUCAGCUUCAUUAGUUUUAACAAGUGGUGAUUGUGUUGUUGAUCGUUCAACUAAGGAAAGUUUGAAUGAAUUUGUGGUUUUUGUUUCAAAACCAUCUGACAAAGAACUUCGUUCAACUGGCAAACUAUUAGAGAGAAAUGAACAAAAUGGUUGGGCUUUGUUGCGAAUUGCCCCACAAAACAUUACUGAACUUUGCCCACCUAGCCCAGCCCCCAAAUGGGUAGCUCGUCUUAAUUUUCGUCCUUUGCUGACAUCCGGUCCUCGACUCGAAGUAAGUCAAGCUGACUUAAGUAGCGGAGAGGGAGCUGUAUGUUUUUUUGUUGGAUUUACUACAACAGAGAAAGGCAAAAAAGCUUAAAAAUCUCUAAAAUAUUAUUUUUUAGCUGAAGAUUUUUUGAACGAGAAUCGUCUUCUUCGUAUUUACCUUGAUAAGUUAGAAAAACCACCAAAGGAUGAUGGUUUGAAUCAAUACAGAAGUGAUGUAUAUAGUGGAUUUACUGCUUGUUAUGUAAGCUUAUAUUUAUGGGGGAAUUUCCUGAAAAGAGAUAUAAGCAGUGUUUAUAAGCUCGUAACAAAAUUCGUACUCGUCCUCGUACUUCGUACAAAAUACGAGUAUGAGCAAAAAAUAGGCCAAGAAUAGGCCGGUACGAAGUAGAGUACGAGGCUAAAAUUAGGGAUGGUAUGAAGUACGAGUACGAGCAAAUCUGAAAUUUAUAAACACUGGAUAUAAGCUUUAGAGAUAUAUGUUUUCCUCGAAUAGAGAUAAAUAUUUCACGGAAGGAGAACCAUCUUAAAUACCU
This is a messenger RNA of Meloidogyne enterolobii, 988 nucleotides long. The record is from the annotation of a GenBank genome assembly. Lineage: Eukaryota; Metazoa; Nematoda; Chromadorea; Rhabditida; Meloidogynidae.